UUUCAGUUGACCGUAUGUAAGCGAAAUAACCAAUUACCAUAAAUCUCUCUUUUAAAAAGGAUAACAUUUACUCGUUUAAUUCACGAUUGCCAUACAAAAACGAAGUCUCGUCUAUAGCGGGAAAUUAGUGCGAGCCGAAAUUUCAUAAUGAACGGAAGGGAUAUGAAAAUUAACGGCUAAAUGUUGAAAGUGAUUUGAAUGUGAAGAAAGAGUGAGUUAAAUUACACAGUGAACUACAUGAUAACCAAACACUAUGGCUUUAUGAUAUGUAUGUAACGAAGUGAAAAAUAUACAAUUUUAUAUGAAGCUUAUAAUCGCUGCCGAAAAAAGGGAAGGAAGGAAAUAUUAAAAGAUAUUAAAAUAUUAUUUUGCAAUUCACAAAUGACAAAUAAUAAUAAAAAUAAAAACGAAAAUAUCAUAUGAUAAAUAAAUAAUAAGUAAAUUGUUAAAAUGGUUUAUCGUACUUCGAGUGUACCUCAAUUAAAUAGUAGUGGCGGCAGUAGUGGUAGCAGUUAUAAAGGUUCAAGUGGGGGUGGUAUGACAAGUCGUGGUCGUGCUUCAAAUGCCAAACCACGCCGUAAUCUUGGUAAAUCCAUUACACCGACACAACGUCAAUGCGGUCACGGUCAAAAGUUACCGCGUUCACGUAGCCUCACCAACGGUAUGCAACGUCUUGACUCACAAAAGUCAACUGCCAACACUUCCAGUUCUAGGAAUACACCAGUCUUUCUACGUUCUAGAGAAAACGAAAUUGGCAGCGCUGACACUUUAGAGAUAGUGGCCUCCAAGUCGGCGAGCAGUGAACCGUGCACGCCUGAUGACAACAUUCAAGUGGUGGUGCGAGUACGACCCUUAAAUCCCAAAGAGAGACGCGAUAGGAAUGCUUCGAUACUACAAUUUCCCGGCAAUGGACAGAUUAUAAUCGAUGGCCGUCAUAUGGCCCAGCAGCAGCAGCAAUCUAAUAACAAUCGGGAUAAUGUGAAAGUGUUUACCUACAAUGUGGUUUUUGAGCCGGGAGCUACUCAAGAGGAUAUUCUAGACUACUCAGGCAUUAAGCGAAUCAUUGAAAUGGCCAUUGAAGGUUUCAGUUGCACAGCUUUUUGUUAUGGUCAAACGGGUUCAGGUAAAACUCAUACCCUAACCGGACCCCCCGAUUUGUUUUUGGGAAAACCUAAUUUAACUGAUCCCCGUCAUGGCCUAAUCUUCCGUUCAUUCGUAUACCUCUUCCGUUUGAUAAAGAACCGCAAGGACUUUCAUUUCAUAUUAAAGGCAUCAUUUUUAGAAAUCUAUAAUGAACGGGUAAUUGAUUUACUAAAUCCUGGUUCGAUGCGUCAAUCAUUGGCUGUGCGUUGGUCUAAGAAAUCGGGAGGUUUCUUUGUCGAAAAUCUUUUCAAUGUUGACUGUCAAGAAUUAGAUGAUUUGUUGGCAGUCUUAGAAGAAGGUAUGCGUAAUCGUGCCGUAGGUUCUCAUGCAAUGAACGACCAUUCGUCACGAUCUCACACCAUACUUACGGUACAUAUUGUAUCAGAGCAACAAACAGAUGGCGGUGUAUUCUUAUCGAAGCAUGGUAAGAUCAACUUUGUCGAUUUAGCUGGGAGCGAAUUAACGAAGAAAACCAUGAGCGCCGGUAAAACAUUACAGGAAGCCAACAAUAUCAAUAAAAGUUUAAUGGUGUUGGGAUAUUGCAUUGCGUCGCUUAGUGAUAACAAGAAACGUUUUGGUCAUAUACCGUAUCGAGAUAGUCAACUUACCAAAUUAUUGGCUGACAGUUUGGCUGGCAAUGGCGUAACUUUGAUGAUAGCCUGCGUCUCACCCGCACGUUACAACUUUGCUGAGACUUUAAAUACAUUACGCUAUGCUUCGCGAGCGAAACGUAUUCGCACUAAACCGGUUAUAAUGAUGGACCCCCGCGAAGCUUUAAUAUUGAGUUUAAAACGAGAAAUAAAAUCUUUGGAAAUGGAAAAUGAACAUUUAAAAACUGUACUCCAUCUACAUCACGAGCUAAAUAGUGAGCGAAAAGAUGAAGAUGAGGAAGUUGACUUGCAACAGAUCGGAGAGAGUACAAAUCUACCAAAAAUACAUAUAGAACGUUUACCGGAAUUAGAUAGCAGUGAGCUGGCAGAGUUAGUUAAGCUGUAUAUGCAAGAAAACGAGGCUUUGCGUCAGGAAAAUAAUCAUCUAUUUACGGUUAGGGAAACUAUACUCAGAGAUCAAGAAAUAGUGUGCAGGGAAAACGAGAGAUUACUUAAGAAAUUGGAAGAUGUGAACAAAGUUUGUAUAAGAUCACCUGUUAUACCGGCCAGGCCAGUGCUAUCCUCAGCCUCGGGCAGCGAAAUCAUUGGUACCGAAAUCUGGACAAAUCCCCAGGAUAUGGAAGAAUCUGAGGAAUCGGAACGACCGGCGAGUAUUGUUCAGCAACCAGAAUAUAACGAUGGUAUUGCUCGUAACAUUUUAGGAAUGGAAAAGAUUUUAAGUAAUAAAACCGUUAUUCACUAG
This is a messenger RNA of Glossina fuscipes, 2496 nucleotides long. RefSeq names its product kinesin-like protein KIF12 (gene Klp54D). Gene Ontology annotation, biological process: microtubule-based movement. The transcript is spliced from 10 exons. Gene Ontology annotation, molecular function: ATP binding; microtubule motor activity; microtubule binding. Lineage: Eukaryota; Metazoa; Arthropoda; Insecta; Diptera; Glossinidae. Bases 451 to 2496 code for a protein of 681 amino acids. The record is from RefSeq and is a predicted model, not a curated record.